This is a messenger RNA of Hibiscus syriacus, 576 nucleotides long. RefSeq lists its product as uncharacterized. The record is from RefSeq and is a predicted model, not a curated record. Bases 20 to 526 code for a protein of 168 amino acids. Lineage: Eukaryota; Viridiplantae; Streptophyta; Magnoliopsida; Malvales; Malvaceae. The transcript has 4 exons.
AGACUUGAGAAUCAUCAAAAUGGGGAACUACGUUUCUUGCACUUUAUCAACUCCAUUAGGCAACUCAUCAAUAAAAGUGAUCCUCCCCGGUGGUGAAAUCAGGCAAUUCAAUGCACACAUCAAAGCCGCUGAGCUUAUGCUUGAAACACCCAACUUCUUCCUUGUCAACUCUCAAUCUCUGAAACUCCGCCGUAGGUUUUCCCCUCUCAAUGCAGAUGAAGACUUGGAGUGUGGCAACGCUUACGCCAUGUUCCCAACGAACAGAUUGAACUCUAUGGUCACGCCUGGUGACUUGGGAGCUUUGUUUCUUGCUGCGAAAAAGAAUUUUGCUGGAAAGGUAAGGAUCUUGCCUGAAGCUGCUGAAGAUGAUCAUUUGCAAAAUGAGGUGAAAAUGUCAAAGCCGAAGCUUAACUUGGAUGAUAUUGAAGAGUUUUCCACUCCAGAGUUCAGGCAUAGAUUAUCAAUGUCAAGAUCUAAGAAACCAUUGCUUGAAACCAUAGCUGAAGAGCCUUUUUGUUGCAGAUAAUGUGCUUCCUAAUUAACAGCAAAACUAUCAGAGAAACUAUAAAUUUUGGU